GCAGGGGCUCCGGCUGAGGCUCAGGAUCAUGACACAUCUACUGCAAUGGCUCAUAGUCAUCAUCUGUUUACAAAUAGAAGAAGCCGCCUCCACAGACAACAAAGUCCCAUUGCUGGUGAUAGGAACUGUGGGGAAGUCAGUCAUUCUCCCCUCGAAGAUCCCACCAGACAAGAUUCUAACUAUUGCCUGGCUUUCUCGCAACUCUCUUGCCACUGUCGAUUUAAACGGACAACCCCCCCAUAUAACAAUUACUGAUUAUAACUACCAUAAUCGACUGAAAAUCCUCAACGAGUCAAACUACUCUUUGCAAAUCAAAAACUUGACAACAGAAGAUGAAAAUUGCUACAAAGCGCAAAUAACCAUAAAGAGUACAGGCUUGCCUGAAACCUUAAUCCAAGAGUACCUCCUACACAUUUAUGAGGAACUGAGCACACCCCAAGUCACAGCAAACUUUACAGAGUCUGAGAAUGGUACCUGUAAUGUCAUUCUGCUGUGCUCCAUGGAAAAGGAAGGGAAAAAUGUGACUUACAACUGGAUAUCCCUGGAAGGUAGAGAGGAAGUCAUCGCCUAUGAGGGACCCAACCUCACAGUUUCCUGGAGACCUGGGGAAAGUGAGCCGAACUAUAUCUGCAGAGUCACAAAUCCUGUCAGCAGUCAGAGGUCCCAGCCAAUACCUUCUGCAGGGCUCUGUACAGGAGCAUCAUCUAGGAAUUAUGUUAAGCUGAUCAUAGGAAUUGUAGUUGCGGUUGUGCUGUGUGUAGCCAUUGUGAUUGGGAGUGUUUUUUGGAAGAAAAAAAGACAAGGUUUCAUCCAAUGCUCUCCAAACCAUGUUCAGCAACAGGAGGCUACCACUGAUGGGACCACAGUGUAUGCACAAGUCAGUCAUCCAUACGGGAAAAAGACCAGAAGUCCUAACAUUCCAGACAAAAAGGAUUCCAUCACAAUCUACUCUACCAUCCAAUCACCUAAAGAGAAAGCAGCCACACUUCCUGAAACAUCUGCUUACAACAAACACACUUAAGGAACCAGAGAAGAGUGUUGCUUCAUUUCUCCAGACAUCAGUGUCUUCGUCUAUAAAACAAGGGGGUAGAUUGGAUGAUCUGAGGUUCCUUCCAGUGCCUAAUCCUAUUAUCCUAUGAUAUCUGCUUCCCUCUGCCUUUCCACUCCAGCAACGAAAGGAUGGCAGACUUUCCCAUGGGAAAGGUCAUCCUCCAUUUGACAGGAAGGUCAGCAACUCUUCUUGCCAAGUAAACGCAAAUUCUGGACAUCGGAUAUUAUCCUCACCCACUCUUCAGAAAUAAACCAUGAUAUCUAGGUUCUGCUGCCAAAGAAUUGUCUUCACACCCAGAAACUAAGUCAAGUAGCAUCUCCUCAAUGCCAGGCCAAGAUAUAUUUCAGAAACAUGACUUGUAGAAUAACUUUUCUUUGUGAAAUUAACUUAUGGGGAGCAAGAGAUACAGGAUUCAGAAGAACUGGAAGCUGUUCCCCCAUUGAGAAGUCCAUGGAAGCAGGGGGCCCAGAAAUCAUCAUUCUUCCAUGGAGACUUCAGGCUACUGGGGAUUUCAGCAUCCCAAUCCUCUUAUCCUCACCACGCACUCUCACUUAGAUGCCUUGCCAUCUCUCACUCCUACCCAUCCAGUAGGAGGACCAGUCUUCUCCUCCCUGAGCAGUGCCAGUUCUGGGUCAUCAAUGGACUGCCUUCCUUCUUCUCAUUCUUUGAAAUCCACUAUUCUUUUCCAGUUGCUUCUGUUGACUAAGGUUCCUAGAACCCAUUCCCACCUUGCUUAGUGACUACAGAACCUGACAUGCAUUCUGCUUCUUCUCUUCAUAUCAAGGCAUCCCCUUCAGAGACUUUGACAUCCUAUCAGUGAGUCUUUGCACACUCUGGCCUCACAUUCCCUUGGCCUUCAUAAUUGUAAAGGCCUCCUCCUCAUCACAUCAGUCAUGCAUUUCUCCUCACGUUUGUGUUGUUAGACUUCAUCAAGGUAACACUGGAAAGGUAAAUGGAUCAAGAAGUUGGAAAAGACUUGAAUUCAGCACCUACCUCUGAUACGUAAUACCUCUGCGAUCAUAGGCAAGUCUCUUCACACCUCUGUUUCCUUGUCUGUAAAAUGGGGGAUAAAAAUAAAUGUCUCCCCUACUUCACAGGGUGGUGGGAGGAUAAAAUGAGGUAGUUUAUGUAUAAUGUAAUAAUCAAUGGGAAGCCCUUGAUCUGCUAGACUGCGGCAUCUCCCACAGAGCUGGGUAUGUAUGCUCUCAACCCCAACUAAAGGAUAUGCAUGACCAGAGGUUCAUGGUUAGUUGUAUCCCUUUGACUAUGGGCUGUUCCUAGAGGAUUAUCUACUGAGCCAAGAAAAGCCACCCUUUCUGUGGGCUGUAAGGAAUGAGGAAAGACUGCUUUUAGUAAAGUUGUUGUGAGGCUCAAAUAUGAUCAUGUUUGCAAAAGC
Molecule: messenger RNA, 2447 nt
Organism: Trichosurus vulpecula (common brushtail)
Lineage: Eukaryota; Metazoa; Chordata; Mammalia; Diprotodontia; Phalangeridae
Product: SLAM family member 9-like
Exons: 8
Coding region: 29-1021 (330 amino acids)
Biological process (GO): T cell activation
Cellular component (GO): external side of plasma membrane
Source: RefSeq, a predicted model, not a curated record